This is a messenger RNA of Mizuhopecten yessoensis (Yesso scallop), 909 nucleotides long. Its product is annotated as angiopoietin-related protein 7-like. Bases 1 to 909 code for a protein of 302 amino acids. The record is from RefSeq and is a predicted model, not a curated record. Lineage: Eukaryota; Metazoa; Mollusca; Bivalvia; Pectinida; Pectinidae. The transcript is spliced from 5 exons.
AUGAAGCUGGUUUUAAUACUGUUUAUCACGUGUCUAUACGUAGAUGGAAGCAACCGAACAUACAAACGGAAACUUCGUGUCAUAAUUGACAAUGAUGCAGAAACUAACAGUUACACGGUAACGAGCCAAGCCGAGUGUUUUAAACGAUGUACAGAAGAUUGUGUCGCUCUUUCCUACACGGCUUCGGAAGGACGAUGUAAAACAUUUAAUCGUAAAUUUGAGGACAGCAGCAGUUCAGACAUCAGCAUCUCAACAAUGUUCUUCUACAGAACCGCACAAGAUUGUGAAGAUGUGUACCCUCGGAACGGAUCGGGAGUUUACCAUAUAGAGACGCAGGGAGGGGACACUUAUAACUUGUACUGUGAUAUGGAGACUGCGGGGGGUCCAUGGAAUGUUAUACAGAACAGAGGAGAUGGAGAUGUGGACUUCUAUCGCAACUGGACUUCGUACAAAACAGGCUUCGGGAACCUGGAGGGCGACUUCUGGUUAGGUAAUGCGAUGAUUAACAAGCUCACAAAGCAGGAGUGUAAACUGUUGGUACAAUUAGAGGCGUGGGAUGGUAGUAUGGGAUACGCUGAGUACGCCCGUUUUCAGGUGGCGGACGAGGUAAACAAGUACAAGGUGCUAGUUGAUGGAUUCACAGGAAAUACAAGUAAUUCGUUCGAAAGACAGAGUGGCUAUAAGUUUUCGACCUUUGACCAAGACAAUGACAUCUUCCAGGAGCAUUGCGCUGUUGUGUUUCGCGCAGGUUGGUGGUUUAAAGACUGCAGUAGUACAAACCUCAAUGGCCCGUAUGCUAGUGAUACAGGAACGGACAAAAGGUUAUCUAUGCACUGGCAAAGUUUCUUCUCAGACCGCUCGACGGUUCUAAUGAAGAAGUCCCGGAUGUUGAUAAAGAGACAAAAAUAA